AUGGGUCAGACAUCGGCAAAACGUAUACAAAAUCACAUCUCAGCCAUGGAGGGAGCCGGUUACACUGUGGAUGAGAAAUUAGCCACAAAAUUGCGGAAUUCACUUACUAAGCUGAACAUUAUGAGUGACGAUGAUGGGCAACUUAUGUGCAUCUUGCCAGUUCCGAAUGACAUUCUAGAUUCCGAUCAGGGAAUUAAAAAGGAGAUACAACAGCAGUUAUCUCUACCCAGGCCAAAAUUCUUCCUUAACUGCUAUAACGGAUCUCAUAUAUGGACAGAGACGGUGAUGCAGCUCAACUAUCAAGUAUUCAGGGAAUGCGAACAAAUGGCUAAUCAUAUACCAAAUUGCGGACUGUUCACCAACAAACUGGGUCUUCUGAUGAGUCUCCGCAACUAUGCCGAUGACUGCAAGCGUAAUUCACGAAAAGACGUUUCUGUAAACUUUAUCCCGGAAACAUACUGGAUCGACGACGCCAAAGAGAAGGCUGAAUUUAUCAACAAAUUAAGUGACCAUCAGAUAUGGCUAAUGAAACCAUGUGGUUUGAAUCAGGGCAAGGGUAUAUGCCUGAUUCGUUCACAACAGGAUUUUGUGAGACUUGAAGAGGCCCGUUCUGAGGAGGUUCGACGCAAUCCCCAAAUGUGUAGGCCUCGAAUCGUCCAAAAGUACCUCACCACUCCACUGCUGUUAAACAACAGGAAGUUUGACAUUCGGUGUUACUUCAUGCUCGCAAGCACGAUGCCUUAUUUGGUCCUCUUUACGCCGGGUUACAUUCGUCUUUCCCUUCGCAAGUAUGAUCCCGCCGACACCAAUCUCGUUACCCACCUUACAAAUCAGUUCAUACAAAAGAGGGAUCCGAGCUACGAUAGGUCAAAGGAUGACUCCGUGUGGACAUUCAGGAGGCUGAAUGAGUAUAUCAACACUAACGUCGCUCCAAACAAACAUCUACAGAAGAACUGGGUCACUAGGCACAUGUUGCCAGAAAUGCACAGAAUAACAAUGCAUGUGUUCAACGCGGUUAAGGAUAAAUUGGCCUGCCGAAUUGGAUUCUUUGAAAUCUACGGAAUGGACUUCAUGAUCGACGACAACAUGAAGAUUUGGCUAAUUGAAAUUAAUUCCAAUCCCGCAAUGAACACCAAUUGCGAAGUCCUGCGACAGGUCAUUCCGCCCGUUGUCAACAGAUUCAUUCAGAUAAGCAUAGAGUGCUUUGAAAAGGCUCGUCGUUGGCAGCCGCUGCUGCCAAUUUUGGGCAUUCUUCCCCGAAAUCCGUCCGAGCUUGGCGAAGAGCGUGACUCAUACACCUGGAACGUCUCCCUGCGACCGCCUCCUAAGUACAUUACGAACGGCGGUCUACCGGCCUCUUUCACCAUCCUCUUUAACGAGAGUCUUACAGCUGCCAAGUCACGGCAGAGCCGAUGCUACAGCACUCCACUGCGCCUUUGGGUGCCUCCCAAAAUGUACCUGACUGCCCACCUGCCCAAACCUGGUCUGGUUAUCCGGCGGUCGCCUUCGCCGCCCUCACACUCCUCCGCCUCCCUCCCGAGAAUAUCCGCAAUACCACACAAAUAUUCAGCCUUGGCGACCAUGACUUCGAAGCCGAGCCCUCCACGCACCGACUAUCAGAAACCUCCUGCUUAUAGUCCACGUGAAAUGAGGUUUUUUCGCUCCCCCUCGCAUAGGGUUACCAGUGGGUCGGAAAGCUCCCGCCACUCCACAGAAAGGGAAUCAAUCCCGACUCAAAACCUACAAGAGUCACCGCUAGGGCUGCAGAGAGUAUCAGACUUAGGGGCAAAUCAAAGCAUUACUUCAGAUAAGGCUGAUGUGCCAAAUGUGGUGGCGGUGGCGGAAGAACCUUUGGCUCAGGAGCAGGUCCACAAGCUCCCUGAUCCACAGAAGGAACUGGGCAAACUAAGUGAUGAAUAUCUGGUGGUCGCACCCGAUGGUAACUUUGGUGCAAAUGGGAAACAUCAAAUGGAUCCAAAGCGACAGGAGGUAACGGGUACACAGAGUAGAGGCUCUGAUGAAUCAAACACCCUUCUGAGGCUGAUUCAAGAUGGUGCAUUUAAAUGGACAAAAAGAGGUACUGUAGGGAGAGAUUCACCAGCUGGCGUGGAAAUGCCAAUUGAGGACGACGUGGUGACUUCGAAUAACAGUUCUUCGGUGUCGACACACGCAACACCCAGAAGGCGGAAGUUAAAGAAGAACCGCAACGACAGCUGCUCAGUGAGAAUUCCCCCACUGAUGCCCGAAUAUGUGCUCAUGCCGAUCUCACCCGUUAUAAUGCCACCACUUCCACCCCUCGUAUUGGGAGCGACGUUACCGACUGAAAUGCCAAAUGAAGAACCGGAAGAAAAUGCGACAAACAACGGCAACGAACUCAUCGAUUUGUCCAAUAUGAGUGCAAAGUUUCGAAUCCCUGUAGUCGGCCAAUCAGCGCCUUGGCAUCGCUUACGCUGCGGCAAGAUGGCAAUGGAUCUUAAACGCUCUUUUCCAGCGAUGUCAAUGGUUCCGGUGCCAAAUAAACGGACAAGAACGGAAGACGCCAGGGCGAUUGUAUCGAAUCAAAUUCUGAAGUCUGCACAGGGCCAAAUUAUUCCCGCUGGAAUGCCUGGCAGUAUGCGACGUACUUCAAGCAUCUUGAGUCCAAAUAUGCUUCUCACUGGUCACGAGAGUGAAGUAUUCUGUGUCAAGUUUGUCCCAACAGAAGGAAGUUACCUUGUCAGUGCUGGAUUUGACCGUCAAAUAUUUGUUUGGGAAACAUAUGGGCAAUGUGACAAUGUAGCUGUCAUGGCCGGUCAUGGAGGAGCCAUUCUUAACUUGGCUUUGUCUUCUGAUGGGGAGUUGCUAUAUUCGGCUAGUUCCGAUAAGACCGUCGCCAUUUGGGAUCUCAACACCUGUCAGCGUAUCAAGAAGAUACGAGGACAUCAAAACAUUGUAAACAGUGUAGAUAUUGCGCGCAGAGGACCUCAGGUAAUUGUUUCUGGCUCUGAUGAUGGAACUGUGCGCCUUUGGGAUCGUCGCCAAAAGACUGAGGUCCAAAACUUUCAGAACACCUAUCAGGUGCUUGCAGUGGCAUUUAGCGACACCGCGGAAAUGAUUUUCUCCGGUGGCAUCGACAACAUCAUCAAGGGUUGGGAUCUGCGCAAGCUGGACGUUGCAAUGCGGCUGACGGGUCACACGGACACGGUGACGGGACUGGCGCUCUCACCAGACGGCGACUUUCUCCUCUCAAAUGCAAUGGAUAACACCCUCCGUGUGUGGGACGUGCGGCCCUACGCCCCUGCUGAACGCUGCACUAAAAUACUCCAAGGACACGUACACACAUUUGAAAAGAAUCUGUUGCGUUGCGCCUGGUCACCAGAUGGCCAGUACGUAACGUGCGGCAGUGGCGAUCGCUACGUUCACGUGUGGGAGGUAAAGACGCGAAACCUCAUCUACAAGCUGCCUGGGCACUCGGCCUCAGUGAAUGAGACUGAUUUCCACCCUCUUGAGCCCAUCCUCCUCUCCGGUGGGGGUGAUAAAAAGAUUUUUCUUGGCGAAAUUGAAUUAGGGUAUAAACGCGAUCAAUCAAGAUCUCGUAGUUUGACGAGGCGACAAUUGCGAACUUCAACGUCGAAAAAGGGCUCUGCCACAAGAUCUAGGCUAUCGUCUAGGUCAAAAACAGCUCGAAAGCUUAUCGACCUCAACAAGCGUGCCAAUAAGUACCAAGCAAAUAUUGAUCAAUACAUAGAACUUCUACAGCAUGCAAGCCUGUGGUUUGAUAGAAACCUAGAGGAAAUAUGGAAUAUGAUUUGUAUUGUCAAUUCUGAUGAGGCAGAAACAAUAACAUACGAUAGUUUCAAAGCCAUUCUUAUGGAUGUAAAAGCACCACUUAAUGAUGUCGAAAUACAUUUACUAACGAUGAUCUUGGAUCCCAACACCGAAGGUUCGAUCCAAAUAAAGAAAUUUGCAGAUGGCAUACUGGGGCUAUGCAAAGAAGAAGAAAUGAAGGCGCUAAAAGCAUGUCCGUCUCCUCUCAUAAAGCCGAUAACUCGCUGGGUUCGAGUGCACUUUCGGAAUGCGACUCUCGCCUCAAUAUCCCACCAUCCCCUCCACUUUGACGAAGACGUACCAACGUCUUACACAAUAGACCUGCUUGUUGAUGUCAUUCGGCGAAGAAACCAUAUAUAUGCUCCAUCAAUUAAACUCUUCAGAAAACAAGAACCUCUUCCACCGGAGGAAAUACAACAAGUUGGUACUUCGCUGGAACAGCUUGGAAUUAAGGGAGGAACCCGACUAUCACCGAUGGAAGCGACGAUUCUCUACCAAACGCAAUAUAGUAUCAACCUCCCCAGGGCUAAUCUAUUUGUUACCUCAAUUGACGACUCCUACCUGCUUUGGGAUGAGGCUGCACUUUGGCUAGAAGACGUAGACCUCAAGGGACCAGGUGUGCCGUCAGAAAAGUCUAGAUCGACUGUUGAAAGCGUGCCACCAACGGAAUCGACUAUUAGUAGCGAAUCAGACAGUAGUUCUGUGGGUUCUUUGGCAUCGUUUCUCACUGUGGAAAAGGCAAGUAAAUCAUUCAAAUUAUAG
This is a messenger RNA of Echinococcus granulosus, 4569 nucleotides long. Its product is annotated as U5 small nuclear ribonucleoprotein. NCBI's taxonomy places the organism in Eukaryota, Metazoa, Platyhelminthes, Cestoda, Cyclophyllidea, Taeniidae. Gene Ontology annotation, cellular component: catalytic step 2 spliceosome. The coding region runs from base 1 to 4569 and encodes 1522 amino acids. The record is from RefSeq and is a predicted model, not a curated record. Gene Ontology annotation, molecular function: protein binding; RNA binding. Gene Ontology annotation, biological process: protein modification process. The transcript is spliced from 19 exons.